AAGCAGGAGCAUUUUGUUCAUGAGACAAGCACAACUGCUGCUCACCAUGGGGUCUGACUACUGAAAGUCACAUCGGGCACUUUGAUGAAACUUCUGGAAACGGUUUUGCUCAGUUUUCGGCCUCCCCACCCAUUUCUAAAUAUCGGUUACUUCAUUCAUGUCAAUAUAUCCUGAGAGGGGCGGCUCACUGCUGAAACGUUAGCUUGCCGGCUGAAGUUAUUUCCAGUUCAGACGAGUUCAGAAGUGGAGGAAACAAAGCAGGAUGUACCAUGAAGAAACUACAACGUUACCUAAGCCACGUUAUGGAACCAUUCAGGAUGACGAGAGGCUGUCAGCAGAGGAGAUGGAUGAGAGGAGGAGACAGAACAUCGCCUAUGAGUACCUUUGCCACCUGGAGGAGGCCAAAAGGUGGAUGGAGGCCUGCUUAGAAGAGGACUUGCCCCCUACCACAGAGCUUGAGGAAGGGCUUCGAAAUGGUGUUUAUCUUGGCAAACUUGCCAAUUUUUUUGCCCCCAAAAUGGUGUCUGAGAAAAGAAUCUAUGACAGAGAUCAGGCCCGAUAUAAGAGCAAAGGACUGCACUUCAGACACACUGACAACACAGUGCAGUGGCUCCGCGCCAUGGAGUCAGUAGGCCUCCCCAAGAUAUUUUAUCCUGAAACCACAGAUGUGUAUGAUCGCAAAAACAUGCCUAAGGUGGUAUACUGUAUACACGCUUUGAGCUUGUAUUUGUACAAAUUGGGAGUUGCACCACAGAUCCAGGACCUGCUGGGAAAAGUGGCCUUUACAGAGGAAGAGAUCAGUAACAUGAGGGUUGAACUGGACAAGUAUGGCAUUCAGAUGCCAGCUUUCAGUAAAAUUGGAGGUAUCUUGACCAACGAGCUCUCAGUGGAUGAAGCUGCUUUGCAUGCUGCUGUGAUUGCCAUCAAUGAUGCUAUUGACAGAGGUGUUGCAUCUGAGACACUGCGAGCCCUGAACAAUCCCAAUGCAAUGCUGAGGAACACCCAGGAAGCUCUGGCACAAAACUACCAGGACACACUAAACCAGGCCAAGGCUCGCAAGCAGAAUCAGGCCUCAGGGAGGCGGUCCUCCGUUGCUGCUGAAGAAAGAGAUGUGUAUGAGGAGCUACUGACUCAACAGGAAAUCCAGAGCUGCAUUGACUUAGACAACUUCCAGGCAGCAGUAAAGCAAGUUAAUGAAGCAGUUUCGGUUCAAGAUGAAGUCGCUCUGUUGGCUGCACUUAGACUUGAACCUCUGGCCUUGUUGGGUGUUCAAGAGACAAACAGUCAUUGGUACCUGGAACAUUUUUCCACUUACUGCCAACAUAAAUCCAAGGAUGGAGGAAAAGCUUUUACGCUGGACAAAGUAGAGAUCCAGAGAGUUGUGAGCUCUUGCAAUGACUUUGCUGAGGCAGAGAAACGAAAACUGGAAGCAGUGUCAAGGAUUAAUACAGCCAUUCGUCUUGGCGAUGCUUUGGAGACCGUGGAGGAGCUGAUGAACCCUGAGGCACAGCUGCCAAUUGUCUACCAAACUGCUGCCAACCUCUACCAGUCGGAGCUUUUCAGUUUGCAGCUACAAGGACCACGGUCUGGACUGAGUCAUGAAGAACUGAGUGUAGCUGUGGAGAUGCUGUCAGCAGUAGCAGUGCUGAAUGAGGUGCUAGACACCAAAGACCCUCAGGCUGUGAUUGAGCAGUUAACAGACUCCCCUUUGGGCUUUACCAACAUAGAACACGACAACCUCAACAGGUAUGCUGACAUGCUCAUCAAACAGCGAGCUGAGUCUCUUGCCAAAGGCCAAGAGUUUCUCACUUGGAACGACGUACAGAAGUGUAUUGACACGGUCAAUGUCCAGGUCCAUGAAGAGCAUGAACGCAUCAUAGCUAUAGCUGAGAUCAACGAGGCUCUUAACUCAGGUGAUCAUCAGCAGACACUUGCAGCGCUGCUUCUCCCUACAGCCAAGUUGACUGGAGUGAACCCAGCCACAGCUAAGCACUACCAUGAUGUCCUACAGCAUACUAAACAACUUCUCUGCCAGAGUUCUGGUGAUGAGUCUACAGUCCUCUGGCUGGACCAAAUCCAAGAGGCCAUACUUUCAGCCAAUCAGGAUGAAGAGGAGGCUCUCACAUUGUCUCGAGCAGUGGCUCAUAUUAACAGGAUGGUGGCUGAGGGGGACUCCCAGACCAUCUUGCAGUCUUUGCAGGAUCCCAAUGCAGGACUGAGAGCAGUGCUUCCUGAAUGUGCUGACACAUACCUUGCUGAGCUGGCGCUGAAGCAAACUACUACUGCAGGCAGCACUGAUACUAUGUGGGUAAAGCAUUGCAUCAAAGACAGAUAUGACUACUACUAUAAUUUGGAGACUCAGCAGGGCACCUGGGAGGAGCCUGAAGGAUUUGAACAUCACAAAGGCCAGCUCAGUAAAGAGGAAAUCCAGAAUGUAAUCAGCUGUGUGACUGCUGAAUAUAACAGGGAGCAACUUUGGCUGGCAAAUGAAUCUUUUGUGAUUCAGCUGCAGGCGAGGAUCAGGGGUUACCUGGUCAGAAAAACUCACACCAAGAGAAUGGAGUAUUUACGCCAACAAGAACCAUAUGUAGUCAAAUUGCAGGCUUGCUGGAAAGGUUAUAAACAGAGGAAAAUAUAUAAAGAGAGGAUGAAUUUGCUUCAAAAAAAUGUUGCUACUGUGGUCAAGAUCCAGUCUUUGGUGAAAAUGUGGAAAGCAAAAAGAAAAUACAGUCAGAGGCGGCAGUUCUUCAAAGAUCAUGAAAAAGAAAUUGUCAAAAUCCAAGCUUUCCUAAAAGCCAAUAAAGCCAGAGACGACUACAGAACCCUGACUGGGGCCAGAGAUCCUCCUCUCUCAGUGGUUCGCAAGUUUGUCCACUUGUUGGAGCAGAGUCCCCUAGACGUACAGGAAGAACAGGAUGUAACGCGGCUCAGAGAGGAAGUGGUCACAAAGAUUCGCUCCAAUCAACAGAUGGAGACAGACUUGAACCUGAUGGACAUAAAGAUCGGACUGCUGGUGAAGAACCGGAUCACUCUGCAGGAUGUUGUGUCCCAUAGUAAGAAAAUGAAGAGCAAAAAAAGUAAAGCAAGUAAAGAUGACCUGACUGCAGGAGACAGGCUGGGUAUUAAGGGUCUCAGUAAAGGCAAAAGAAGGAAACUGGAACUUUAUCAACAUCUCUUUUACCUGCUACAGACCAAUCCCUCCCAUCUGGCUAAGCUGAUCUUCCAGAUGCCCCAAAACAAAUCAACAAAGUUUAUGGACACUGUGAUCUUCACCCUGUACAACUAUGCCUCUAACCAAAGAGAAGAAUACCUGCUGCUUAAACUCUUCAAGACUGCUCUGGAGGAAGAGAUCAAUUCUAAGGUGGACCAGAUUCAGGACAUAGUAACAGGCAACCCAACAGUCAUCAAGAUGGUGGUGAGCUUUAACAGAGGUGCACGUGGUCACAACACCCUCAGGCAGCUGUUGGCUCCAGUGGUCAAAGACAUCAUUGAUGACAAGAGUUUAGGCAUCAACACCAACCCUGUGGAUGUGUACAAAGCCUGGGUCAACCAGCUGGAGUCGGCUACUGGAGAGGCCAGUAAGCUCCCCUAUGAAGUAACUCCUGAGCAAGCCAUGUCACACGAGGAAGUACGCAACAGGCUGCAAGCAUCCAGUCUGGCACUACGAUCUGCCACAGAUAAGGUCUUGAACUCCAUUGUGUCCUCUCUGGAUAAUAUCCCUUAUGGCAUGAGAUACAUUGCAAAGGUUCUCAAGAACAGCCUCCAUGAAAAGUUUCCAGAAGCCUCAGAAGAUGAGUUGCUAAAGAUUGUAGGAAACUUGUUGUAUUACCGCUUCAUGAACCCUGCCAUUGUGGCGCCUGAUGGCUUUGACAUCAUCGACAUGUCAGCAGGAGGGCAGCUUCAUCUAGACCAGCGACGUAACCUGGGAUCUGUGGCAAAGAUGCUCCAGCAUGCCGCUGCCAAUAAGUUGUUUGAGGGCGAGAAUGCACAUAUGACACCAAUGAACAACUAUAUAUCUCAGACAUAUGAGAAGUUCAGGUUAUUUUUCCAGUCUGCAUGUGAUGUUCCUGAACCAGAGGAGAAGUUUAAUAUUGAUGAAUACUCAGACAUGGUGACCUUGAGCAAACCUAUUAUCUACAUCUCAAUAGAGGAGAUCAUCAACACCCACACGCUGCUCUUGGAACAUCUGGAGGCCAUCUCUCCAGAUCGCAAUGACUUGCUACAUGAGCUGCUGCAGGACCUGGGAGAUGUGCCUGACAUAGAGGAAUUGCUCGGGGAAGGAGCGGUAGACCCAAAUGAUGUAAACAGAGAGAGCGCUCUGAGCCAGCUGGCAAAGACUGAGAUCUCCCUUACCCUAACCAGCAAGUUUGAGCUGCUGGAGGGGGAUGACAAAGACAUGAAGACCCUUAUGACAAAGACAAAAAAGCUAAUAGUUGACGUGGUUCGGAUUCAGCCUGGAGAGACAUUACCUGAAAUUCUUGAGACCCCAGCUUCUCCUCUACAGGAGUUGGAGCAUACAAAGAUUGUAGAACGCAGGGCAGUCCAGGAUGCUCAGGCACCAGAGGGCCUAAAAAGCAGCCCAGCAGUACUAGAGGACAGCCAGCUGCCUCUGGAGCAGAAGAAGAGGAAGGUCCUGAGGAACCUCCGUAAUCUUGAGCAAGCUGGCCUUGUGACUGCCAGCAACAAAUACCAGGACCUCAUCAAUGACAUAGCUAAGGACAUUCGGUACCAGAGGCGCUACAGACAGCGGAGGAAGGCUGAGCUUACGAAGCUUCAGCAGACAUUGACUGCACUAAACUCAAAAACUACGUUCUACCAGGAGCAGAUGAACUACUAUGAUACGUACAUCAAGACUUGCCUGGAUAACCUCAACCGAAAGAAAUCACACAGAUCUAUAAAACUGGACAGCAGAAGAGAUGAAAAGGGCAGUAAGAAGUGGAAGCCCCAAUCUCUGAAGUACACUGCAGCCAGACUGCAUGAGAAGGGUGUCAUCCUGGAGAUAGAGGGUCUUCAGACAAACCAGUUCAAAAAUGUCAUGUUUGACAUUUCACCUGCUGAGGAAGUUGGCGAUUUUGAGGUGAAGGCUAAGUUUAUGGGGGUUGAGAUGGAAAAAGUCCAGCUUCAUUUCCAGGACCUCCUGCAGCUGCAGUAUGAAGGCGUGGCUGUCAUGAAGAUGUUUGAUAAAGCCAAAGUGAACGUCAAUUUACUCAUCUUUCUCCUGAACAAGAAAUUCUAUGGAAAAUGAAUGCUGGGAGCAGAGUGACAAAAGUAUGUCAGGAAACUGGCUGUGCCUUCUCACAGUCCUGCGUUUAUUUAAAAAUAAAUCAUUGUAGUCUGAAAACUUCACAUAGCGUAACACUGUUUGAUUUUUUUCCAUCUGUUUUUAAUUUAAUGAAAUGCACCAAAUGAAAUGUUAACUUGGCGUGCUUGUUCUGUAUUUUUCCACGUGGUGAUUGUAAGUGUACUUUUAGGAAUGACAUUGUAAUAGUUUUCAUGUAUAAAACACAGUUAUUGUAACUCUGGUGAGGGGGUUGGGUGGAAAUUACAGGAGAAGCAGGAGCACUGUGUUCAGCAAUGAAGCUAGUCUGCCUGACUAUAACAAAACUACAGUUUACCUGUGCCUUUUAAACAUUAAAAUAAAUGUAUUUUAAUUCCUCGUGAAAGCUAGAGCAGUUUUUUAUGUAAUGUGCAUAAUAAAUAACAUUUAAAUGA
Melanotaenia boesemani (Boeseman's rainbowfish) is the source of this 5712-nucleotide messenger RNA. It is a transcript of the gene iqgap2, whose product is annotated as IQ motif containing GTPase activating protein 2. The transcript is spliced from 38 exons. The record is from RefSeq and is a predicted model, not a curated record. Gene Ontology annotation, cellular component: cytoplasm. Gene Ontology annotation, biological process: regulation of actin cytoskeleton organization; regulation of GTPase activity. The coding region runs from base 263 to 5245 and encodes 1660 amino acids. NCBI's taxonomy places the organism in Eukaryota, Metazoa, Chordata, Actinopteri, Atheriniformes, Melanotaeniidae. Gene Ontology annotation, molecular function: actin filament binding; calmodulin binding; GTPase activator activity.